This is a messenger RNA of Syngnathus acus (greater pipefish), 647 nucleotides long. It is a transcript of the gene enam, whose product is annotated as enamelin. Bases 57 to 647 code for a protein of 196 amino acids. The record is from RefSeq and is a predicted model, not a curated record. Lineage: Eukaryota; Metazoa; Chordata; Actinopteri; Syngnathiformes; Syngnathidae. The transcript has 8 exons.
UCCACCCCUCCAGCGACAUAUCAUCUUCACAUUCUCGACUCCAGGUAGAAGUCCAAAUGGAGCGAGCUGUCAUCAUGAUGUGCCUGUUUGUCGCUUGCUCGACUGCUCCUGUUCAGGAGAGUGAAAACAACGAGAUCGCGGCGCAUGCCAAUGAGGCCCUGAGGCUGAUGGAGAUGUACAGGCUGUACCAGCAGCAGGGGAUGGUGGCAAACCCUUUCCUUCCUGCAUCUGAGACUCCUGGAGUAGUAGUUGCUGGUGAAGCUCCACCAGCUGAGCCAGCUGAGGCAGCACCUAAGCAGGUGGAUAGUGCACCAGUUCAUACGGCCACUGCCAGUCCUCCUCCGCCUGCUGUUGCAGCGGCUCAGCCGGUUGGCGAUGUAUCAGAGGAAGAGGAGGAUGCCAACCCUGCCUCAAAAGCUGCCGCCCCUGUUGCCCCUUUGAACUCUGAGGAGGCAGAAGAAGCCGAGGACACCGAAGAGGCCGAGGAGGCAGCAGAAGCGCCCGCAGCAAACCCCGCGGCUCCUGCUGAUGUUCCAGCAGCGGUUGAUGCCGCUGCAGAAAUUGCAGCAGUUGAUACGCAGGCAGCUGUGGAGAAGUUGCAGCAGAAGCUGCAGCUCCACCAGCAGCGGAGGCCAACAGUGCUGUAG